Messenger RNA from Malaya genurostris, 629 nucleotides. RefSeq names its product adult cuticle protein 1-like. The coding region runs from base 172 to 543 and encodes 123 amino acids. Lineage: Eukaryota; Metazoa; Arthropoda; Insecta; Diptera; Culicidae. The record is from RefSeq and is a predicted model, not a curated record. The transcript is spliced from 2 exons.
AAAAGAGAAUGCCAAACUGGUUCAAGCUGCAGGCGACAGAUGGGCGGAAGAAUCAACGAACAGAACCGAAAAAGCUACUAUAAAUGGUUGAUUUUUCGGGGGUCUAAAUCAUAACUUCAACAGCAUUCAAUCUACUAACAAGUGCAAACACAUAACCUCAAAACAAUAAUCAUGAAGUGCAUCGCAGCUGUAGUCAUGAUGGCCCUCGCCGUGGUUGUUGCCGAAGCUUCCUAUGCUCCUGCCGUCUAUGCCAAUCAUUACGGAUAUGCUGCUGCUCCGAUUGUGACCUACGCCGCUCAUAACACUUGGGAUAGCGCUCCGGUACCGGUGGCCUACAAUAGCUGGAAUGCUGUUCCAUACAACGGCUGGAAUUCGCACUACGCUCCUGCUGCCGUGGCUUAUCACGGUGCCGUUGUUGCUCCGGUUCCGUAUUCCGCUUCGUAUGUCGCUGCUAACCGAGGUGCCGUCCACAAGGCACCACUUCCUGGCCAUAUCAUCAACCAGAAGUCUCUGAAUUUGGCCCCAGCACCCGGAACCUGGUGAAACCUGAAAAAAUAAGUUAAUUGAAUAGAUUUUAUUCAUCUGAAAGAUUCAAUUUUUCUAUUGAAUAAAUAUGAAUUACCGUGGAA